Molecule: messenger RNA, 2037 nt
Organism: Pocillopora meandrina
Lineage: Eukaryota; Metazoa; Cnidaria; Anthozoa; Scleractinia; Pocilloporidae
Source: the annotation of a GenBank genome assembly
UGUUAGUGGACCAUGUUAUGUGUAGGAGUGCAAAAAUGCGAAAAAUUAAUUCCUACCACGCAAAUUUCCUUCAUUAUUCCUCGUUGGCCAAAGUAGGCGUAGGAGGGCAUAAUACCUUGGAAAUUUUUUUGAACUCAACACGACCACCACUUCGUUCAUUUUCCUCUUUCCAAUGGAGUCACGUGAUCUUAAUGAGGGAAUGACAAUAAAAAAAGGCCUACAUUUCAAAUGCAACCGGAAAAAAGCUUCAAGUAGCAAGCAAUGCUGUAGAUGUUUUUUGUAUAAGGUGGUGAACGCUUAAUUGGGUAGGAAUAAUUUAACAACAUGGAAAAUUUCAAUACCAUUAGUUAUACGUUGGAAUGUAGCCCUUAUUUCUACUCUUGUACCAGCAGAAACGAGCGCAGCAGGGUAUAGUAUUGAUGUAUUAACCAUAUCCAUACUCUAGACGCACGCAAUCAUAACAAGUCAAAAGGUUGAACCUCUCUGUGGGACUUACCAGUCAACACAACUAUCUCGUUAUCACGUUUCUUUGUGCCAAACGAGUUUAAAGUCUAGUCAUUUCCAGAAGUUAUAGACAUUUUAGUCCAGAUAUUGUGGCUAUAUUAACAAGGUGACUUUUAUAUUAAAAAUUGAAGAGCGCGGCGCCAUGGAAAAUUUUUAACCGGUGAUACAAACAGUUUUAACCACGCUUUACCACAUCCGCCAACGUACCGGUGGACGCUCCAUCAGUAACAGAUAAUGAAGUACCAGUCUUAUUCAGAUAACUUUAGCUUAAAAGGGACCCAAAUGCGAAGGAAAGCAAGACUCCUGAGAUUUACAAGCCGAUUAGAGCAGAAAGUUAGGGCAUCAACAUGAGGACAACACUGGCGAUUAUUUUCCUUCUUGCUGGGAUUGACUAUACAGCCGCUACGAAACACAAAGGUACUAGUAAGGAUACCUAAGCCACAAUUCAUGAUAAUUACGAAAGGCUAUUUGUGAAUUUGUGUAUAGCUUUGAUCUUAAUGUUUGCUGUAGCCUAACACUGAAGUAUUUAAUAUGUCUCACCUUUUUAACACUAAAGGAAAUCUAAAUGAAUAAUAUGUUACGUUAUUGAAAAUCACUUUAAACAUUAUGAAAAACACUCUUACUGAUUUUUCACUUCCUUCCUUCCUUCCUUCAUUAAUUGACUCUUACUUUCACAACAGCAGCUGCUCCCCCUAAAGAAGAUGGUGUGCCGAGUGGAAGCAGUGGUAUGUUGGAAGAAAAAACGCAAACAUUUCUUUUCAUUUCAUUUCAUUUUAUUUUCUACUUAAUUCUUUUUUUUUUUUUUUUUUUUACGUGGGCUUCAUAUUAGACACUCAGGUAUUAUUUGUCUCAUUAAGUUCAAGUCUCUUACUUGUAGACACCUAUUACUUCGCUUUUAGCAACCUUCGAGCUGUAGCUCGCGUUUUCGAUAUGCCUUUUCAAAGGAACCUCUAAAUUCACGAAGUUAUUCGGAGAGAUAAUUUUUUGUACUUUUGUACACAAUUGUACUUCCUAGUUCGCAGCCUGUUGAUCGGUCCUUUAAAAACUGAGAUUUCAAAACUACUCUUUACGUGUGACCUCUUUUGUUGAAAUAACAGUUUCACUAUUUUCCUUUCUCUGUUUUUUUCUUAACAUUUUUACCAUUAUUUCAAUGAACCAAACGAUUAAAUCGGCAGAAGAAGAAGGCACACACCAUAAGAAAGUGAUUCGAAAUUAAAAAGAAUCGUUCUCAUUCGCGCACCCAGGGUUAAUAUAUCUCCUCCCUUUUUACAUUAAUUCUAUAAAUAAGGUUCCAUGUCUUUAUCCUCUUUUUUUUUUUUUUUUUUUUUUUUUUUUUUUUUUCAAAGAAUGUGACCCGCCACUCAGGGACGAUUAUUGCCUCAAUGGUGGGACGUGUUUUAAGCUUCCAGGCGUCGCAGGUUCCCAUUGCGUUUGCCCGAAGGGUUUUGAAGGGGCAAGAUGUCAGGAUGUAACGAUUGACUUCGAUAAGUCUGGUGAAAAUUCUAACUAAUUGUGAAAUUGAGUUAAUUUGCU